This is a messenger RNA of Aureococcus anophagefferens, 516 nucleotides long. RefSeq lists its product as hypothetical. The annotation marks the transcript as partial. Gene Ontology annotation, molecular function: metal ion binding. The transcript has a single exon. The record is from RefSeq and is a predicted model, not a curated record. NCBI's taxonomy places the organism in Eukaryota, Pelagophyceae, Pelagomonadales, Pelagomonadaceae.
UGCCCCUGCGGCGCCAACUGCCAGUGCGCCCAGGCGGCCAUGCGCUCGGCGCUCAAGGCGGUGGGCUACACGUCCGAGGUCACGAACUGCGGCGCGAGCGGCGCGGGCAAGCCCUGCCCCGCCCAGGCGCUGGGCACCUGCACGUGCGGGCCCGACUGCCAGUGCGGCGACAACUGCGACUGCGCGUCGUGCCCCGCCAAGUGCGGCGAGAAGUCCGUCGCGUGCCCGGCGCAAGCGCUCGGCACGUGCACGUGCGGCCCGAACUGCCAGUGCGGCGACAACUGCACCUGCGCCUCCUGCCCCGCCAAGUGCGGGCAGCAGAGCGCCGCCUGCCCGGCCAAGGCCCUCGGCACGUGCACCUGCGGCCCGAACUGCCAGUGCGGCGCGGACUGCGCCUGCGCGUCGUGCCCGGGCAAGGCGACGAAAGUCGCGGUCCCGGACGUCCUCGUCAAGGUCGGCGCGGCGCUCGCGCUGCUGACCAUCGGCUUCAUCGCCGGCCGCAAGCUCAAGCUCUAG